AUGUUCGCCUUGCGACAAUGUUCAGGCAUCGUUCGCGGAUACGCGUGUGUCGCUAAAAGACUUCAGAAAAUUGCUCGUAAACUCCUCCCACCACCUCCAAAACCGUGGCACGGAGACGCGAUCGAGUCCUUCAAGAAGGCUAUAGAUAAUGGCGAAGAAAGGAAGCUGCUGUUCAAUAUUUAUCCUCAAAAUGAGUUGGUAAACAUUUUGGGAGAGCUACCGGAACACAUUCCUCGAACUGAUAAGAAGAGUACUAUCCUGGUACUGUGCAUCGCGGAGAAGCGCAUGCUUGAAUUAUACAAAAUGCUGGAAGUUCGAUAUCCGGACUGGAACGUUGCAUGGGAAGGCUCGCGUGGAAAACCGUCGACUCCUGCGAACGCAGACGUGAUGUUAACGACAAUGAGAGGAUUUACCAAGGAGGAGGCGUUCAAGCAUCUUCUAAACCCUCGUGUUCAGGCGAUUAUUCUUGACGAAGUCCAGCAUGGCGGGAAAUCAUUUUGGGAACGACUUUCAUGGCGAUUCGGUGCCAAUGAUCCGUUGCCCUGGGUCAUUGGUCUGACGUCCUUGCAUCCUAAACAGCUUCAAGCUCCCAUGCAAAUGAACGCGCACUUCAAAAAACUUUUCUUCAGACACGAUCUACUUGACGAAUGCAAGGAAAACUGGGAGUGCGAAGUGCGAUUUAGCACCGUACCGACGCACAUAGGUCUGACGAAGCUUGAAUCCUGGAGAUCAAAGUUCAGAACGGAGGAGCUCUCCCCGCUGAUGUCGACACCCGAAAUCAUUUCAACGACUGUUAACGCAUGGGCAGAGCGCUCUGUUUCGAGGAAGUCGACCAUCGUACAAUGCGUGGACUCGUCUCAUUCUCAGGCGCUGGUAGACGCUUUUACAGAACGCCAAGUCGACGCUAGGGUCCUCGGAAAGAACGACGAAAACAUGGAAGCUUUUAGAUCAAACGAAUUCCCCGUCCUUCUUGUUGAAGAUGCACAGCACGUUGAAAACGCUAAUCAUGUUGACAUGGUCAUUCUCGCCAACCCAGUCACUGCCCCAAAUACAUUUAGCCGGAUGUAUUCAAUGGGCACAAUGGCGUCUCCCGGAAAAACGGACUGUCAUGUUGUGGAAAUUGUUGAUACUGAGCGUAAACAAACUGGUGGCCUGCAAUGGAUUCCAAACCCUAUAGCGCAUACACUGUAUACCUGGGCGAGAUUGGACCCUGACCAGCCAUUGAAUAAUGCCUCUAUCGAUGAUAUCAGGGAGCUUAUUGGAGGACCCUCCGACAUCACAUUGCCGAAUCCUAAAAGCCCCUUUCAGAGAAGGCAAGAACAAGCCCAGACAGUCCAGGACGAACAAUCUCGACCGUAUGACUUGACCAAGGUGUCAGAGGAUGGCGUAAAAACUGGUGUGGAACGCGACCUUAGGAUUCUUAACUCUAUGGAAGAUAUUGUAUGGUUCUACUGUGGUAGAUAUGUGUAUGUUACUGAUUUGGGCGAACGGGGCUACAUCGUGGUCGUGGCAAUCGACCCAAACGAAAAAAUCCCACGGCUUCGUUAUCGUGCUAUUCACGAUCCCCAUCCGCUCGACGGAGGUGCCAUCCUCGAGAUCUCUAGCACUCGGGCAGAUAUGCUUCUUAAUCUAGUCAAUUUAACACCCGACGAGGGUCUUUCGAUCACCAAAACCAAGAGCGUCGUUCACAAGUACAUAUUACAGGCGAUGAAGAUGAGACUGACCACCCUGAGAGGAUGGGAGCGAGUUGGUCUUAACACUCGACAGAUGGCAGCUAUCAAGCGCCUCUGGCCAGUGGAAACGGUAGACAGUAUCCGCAUCAAUGGGCAAGGGAUACCCAGGGAUGAAUUUCUGACUUGGAUGUCUCGCCUCAACGGUUCAUCUUUAUUGGCUUGUCUACGGAGCGGUAUCCCUAACGAGGAGCAUCCCGUUUUAUCCAAGCGUACAAUUCAUAACGUGGCAAUCAGGCUACGAAAGGGAUCAAGGAGGUGGGACAGCGUCCAAAGCACGAGGUUUCUUAAAAGGCAAGCUAAACAAAGGAGGAAGGACCUUAAGAAGAAGCGUCUAAAAGAGAAGAGAGAAGCUCAAAUGGAGCGCAGAGCAAAAAAGGCGGCGAAACAGGCGAAGUAA
Messenger RNA from Desarmillaria tabescens, 2130 nucleotides. RefSeq lists its product as uncharacterized. Lineage: Eukaryota; Fungi; Basidiomycota; Agaricomycetes; Agaricales; Physalacriaceae. The coding region runs from base 1 to 2130 and encodes 709 amino acids. The record is from RefSeq and is a predicted model, not a curated record. The transcript has 12 exons.